CGUAUGUCAUCGUCGCGUAUCCUGGACCAUUCCCUCUCAUUUUCCUCUUUCAUAUUUAGAGCGGUCAAACGAAAUUUAGCUGCAAACAUCCGCUCAGGGCCAGAAAAAUAAGCAUGGCACCAUCCUUCACGUUUGUCAAUGUUAGCAAUGCCCCCGGUCUAGGGCCUAACGAGGCCAAGCAGAUGAGAGGCCAUAUUACGAAGACGAAUUUUGCCAAGAGAAGACAAAGAUUAGGCAAGCCGAAGAACAAAGGAAACACCGCCUCACCUUCAAGUCCAUCCUCUGCCUUGACCGCAUUGGGCGAGCGGCAGUUGCGGCAUGCACUCGAGCCGGUGGCUGACAGUUUGCUCGUCCGCAUGAUCGAGCCGACAUACUCCCCCGUCGAAUACUUAAUUUGCGAGUACCGCGCGUUAAUCUUCCCAGCCGGCCUCGGCUCUCCCGGAUCAAACCGAGAAGCAGACUGGAUCGCCCUACUGCACUCUGAGCCAGCCCUGGUCGAAGCAUCCAUGGCCAUAGCGAUAAGACAUUCACCCCGGCUCCAGAGGACUCAAGGUAUUCGUGAGGCGUCUGUGCGCAAAGGAAGAGCUAUCAAGAUGAUCAACGAACGGCUGAACACGCCCUUAGGAUUGACCGACGGCGUGCUCAGCGCCGUCUUCACCUUGACCUUUGCAGAGCUUCUUGAGAGUGAUGUCAAAGCGAGAGACGUCCACAUCCAAGGUCUGGCCCAAAUGAUCAAAGUUAGACGUUCAUUAGGGAAUACGGCAAUCCCAUCAUGGUUCGGUGAUUUUAUCCUAUAUGAUUCAAUUGGUCAUACGAUCCUUUCUGCCAGCUAUUCCAAUUUACCCCUCAUCAACGCAUUGAGAAAUGAAGACGACCCUAAGCAAAUGGACGUCGCAGCAAUUCGAUCCGAUGCCAACGACUUGCGCCAAUUAAUAGAUAAUUACCACGCUUCCACAACACUAAAGCGAGAUACAGCAGCUAUCAUUAGGUACGAGGUUCAUCGCCUACAACUGAAAGUGGAUACACUGCUGGGAAGCCAAGAACAUUACAUCCGCUCUCUGCAUGAUUCUUUACAGCUUUUUCUGUCACUAUUAUGGCCUAUAGAGGAACGACGGUCGUUGGAUAUUAAGGCCGAGAACUUGAAGUAUGCGCUGCUGCAGCCCCAUAUCAGGCUAUGCUCCUCGAUGCAGCUACUAGUCUGGCAGCUAUUCGUUGGUGCAGCUGCUGCGGAACCCGCGAGUGAGGUUCGUUCAUGGUAUGUUAUCAGAUUACGAGAGGUUGUAAGCUCUAUGAGAAUAGGGGGACAGGACGUUGCAAUGGAGACUCUGACAGCCGUUUUCGCACCUGAUGCUCGCCUGCUGGAGAAGUUCAAGACGGUUUGGGAUGAGGUCUCCUUUGGGCAACAAGCAGUUUAAAUAGCGAUAAGCCCCCUCUAAAUAUUACAUUUUCCUUCAAUAAGCUCGGUAACUACUGAAGACAGCAGGAAAA
Messenger RNA from Fusarium oxysporum Fo47, 1488 nucleotides. RefSeq lists its product as uncharacterized. The transcript is spliced from 4 exons. The record is from RefSeq and is a predicted model, not a curated record. NCBI's taxonomy places the organism in Eukaryota, Fungi, Ascomycota, Sordariomycetes, Hypocreales, Nectriaceae. The coding region runs from base 114 to 1415 and encodes 433 amino acids.